This is a messenger RNA of Toxotes jaculatrix (banded archerfish), 3027 nucleotides long. It is a transcript of the gene tmem266, whose product is annotated as transmembrane protein 266. Lineage: Eukaryota; Metazoa; Chordata; Actinopteri; Toxotidae. The record is from RefSeq and is a predicted model, not a curated record. The transcript has 11 exons. Gene Ontology annotation, cellular component: plasma membrane. Bases 363 to 2000 code for a protein of 545 amino acids. Gene Ontology annotation, molecular function: voltage-gated channel activity.
CCUCGUCGUCUCCGCUGAAGGAUGGUGCUUUCAGUCCGGAGUAGGUGUUGUCGUCGUGCGCUGUCUUCUGAGAGGCGAUACGGGUGCUUGGCCAACGCAAUUUUGAGGGGAUUCGCAGCCUACACACAGCAAGAUCCGAGCUUCUCUCACACCGAUCAUCAUCAUCAUCACCAUCAUCGGCGAGGAGGGAGAUAUAACCAUCAUCUCUGCGAGGGCAACGAAGUCACGACCACGCUUUACACAAUGUAGAGCAAGAAAACACAAUAGGUGAGGUAGGAGCCAGGUCUCUGCAGUGGUGAAAUCCCAUUUCACACUUGGAGUCAUUUAUUGUGGACGUCUGUUUGCAGCAACAAGACCUCAACAUGAGCAAUCCCCAGGCUCCUCCCCAGGCUGGAGCCUCAGAGCUGGAGGUGAUCUCCCAGCAGGUGGAGGAGGACAACCAGUGCGUGGCCCCUGUCCAGUUGGUCAACUUUGCCUACAGAGACUUGCCUUUGGCCGCCCUGGAUAUAUCCCUCGCUGGAUCCCAGCUCAUCUCGAACCCAGAUGAAGAGGACAACAGAGAGGGGUCGAACUGGCUGAAGCCGUGCUGCGGAAGAAGGGCAGCGCUGUGGCAGGUCUGUCUGCUGUCGGCGGGCUUCAACUGUUUCCUGGUGGCCUGUGUCAUCCUGGUGGUGCUGCUGCUGACACUGGAGCUGCUCAUAGACACCAAGCUGUUGCAGUUUAACAACGCGUUCCAGUUUGCCAGCAUCAUCCACUGGAUCAGCCUGGCUAUCCUCUCCGUGUUCUUCACCGAGACGGUGUUCAGGAUCGUGGUGUUGGGGAUAUGGGAUUACAUAGAGAACAAAGUAGAGGUGUUUGAUGGAGCUGUCAUCGUCCUCUCCCUGGCCCCCAUGGUGGCCUCCACAGUGGCCAACGGCCCCAGCAGCCCCUGGGAUGCUAUUGGUCUCAUCAUCACACUGCGCAUCUGGAGGGUCAAGAGGAUCAUUGAUGCCUAUGUGCUGCAAGUGAAGGUGGAGAUGGAGCUGGAGAUCCAGCAGUAUGAGAAGGCCAAGGCGGUGAGGGAGGAACAGCUUGACCGUCUCACUCAGAUCUGCCAGGAACAGGCAUUUGAAAUCAGGCAGCUGAGGGCCCACCUGGCCCAGCAGGACCUGGAUCUGGUAGCAGAGCGUGAAGCAGCCAUGCAGAUCCACCAUAUGUGGGGUAAACAAAGCAGCACUUUCCAGGAGGUGGAUGGACUGGCCCCUGGAGCCUCCGAGCAUCACGGUCCAGCUAAAGCUAGAGAGCCCGGGGGGCCUGCAGAUCACCACGGCCAAGAUGACAUGAACAACUACAUCAGCCAGUACUACAGUGAGCCGAGCAGUGAUAUGGGGAUCCCAGACCCUGCCCGCGUCAUCACCACAGCAGCCAUAGACGUGCACCUGCCUAAUAACCCCAGCCAGUUUCCCUCCUCUUUGGUGAGUGCCGAUGCAGUGCCGUCCAGCUGUUUGCAGCGGACCGGCAGCUCAGUCAGCGAAGCCUCCACGACCACAGUGUCCCGUACCAGCUUCAGCGCCCGCCAGCACAGCAUCAGCAGCCACACGCUAGGCUCCACCACGGACUGCAGCUCCACGGUGCGAGAGGCCUCCACCUCAACAGACUACAGCGACCAACGCUGCUACCCUCCACCCUACAGCAGCCCUCUAGCCCUGGGCACUCAGCCGAGAGGGAGUCCCAGCGCUGUGGUGCAGGAGCUGCUCUCCUCUCUGUCCGAGGACUCCUGUCUCACACAGAAGGGCCUGGACCCUGUCAACCUUAAACCACCCAGCCCGGCAGGCUCCACCAAAACCAGCCCUGAGCUGGAGCACAGGGUCAACAUCUACAACAAGAGGAACCAGGAGAGCAGAGUUGGACUCCACUCUAAGCCGAUCAUCCAUCUGCAGGGCAACGAGCCUCUUAUAGCGGAAAAGUACAGGAUGAUGGAUCCAGUGGACACCCCAGUCAACCGUCUGUCAGAGACAUAAGACUCCGUCUGACAUGAACUUCACAAGAAUCGCUCUUCAGAUCAACCGCAAAAAUUAACGCUUUACUUAACUCCCAUGUCGUUGGGAGUCACAGGCACAUAAACUGUAUGUCUGUCAGCCUCUUUGUAUCGUUGGAGCUGAGAGGAUGAACUUGCCGGAGCAGCACAAAUAGGGAAAGGAGGACAGAAGGAGACAGACUUGAUAAUAUCAGGCACCACUUAUCAGGAAUUGACACUCACAAAGAGUUUUAUGAAAAAAUUUUACUAAAAGAAACCAGCAACAGGGCUCGAGCCCAAAAUUUUCAGACAACUGGUCUGUGCAGAAAAUCUGGCUUUUGAUAUGUAAAGUUGCGGUUUGAUUUUCUAGGAAAUUAAACCAGUGAGAGGACGGUGCUGAGGGCUUAGUUCCUCUGAUACACUUUGUAGGAAUUGGAGAUGCUGAUGAUUUAUUGGAGAGCUAUAAACUGUGAAUCAGUUCCUCCAAGCUACAAGACAUGGAUUUAACACAAGCGUCAGCUGUUUUGGUAGUCAGUCUAGUGUCUCCAAACUCACCAAGAACAGUCCUCUUUGACGGACUGCUGCAGGGUACAUCGGAUCAGUCUCAACUUCUUUCUAAUCUUUGUCUUUAUAUAUUAGAAAUGUUAACAUUUUUAUCUAAAUUCUGUAAGUGGAAAGAGUAGGGAAAUCUUUUGACUGGUGGCUGAUUCAAAUGAAUCAGUUUUUCAUCCAGGUGCCAUGACUCGAAGCUGACCAAACCCAGCUGAGUCAGUGUUUACUGAGAUUUUGAAAACCACAGCAUGUCCCUCACUCACCAAAAUAAUUCAAAAUCUAACUGGAUAUGAUGGAUUUCACAUCAUUCAGGUCUAAAGUACUACCUUUUUAUGAUCUUUGGAAGCUGUGUAAAUAUUUCAGGAUAGGCUUAAUCAUUAUAUCACAGCCAAAAAAUAGUGAGGGACCAGUGCUACAAUAAAAUGAUAGGAAGAAAAUUAUAGCAUGAACCUUCAAGAUCUGCCACUUAAAUAUUGCAA